AUGGGUAAAGGCCAAAAUCCCAUGCCUCAUACUUCCUUAACAAUUCCAGCUGCUCCGACGAACGAUGAUCCGAUCAUCCCUCAAGUCUUUGCCAUUUCUGGAGAAAACAACAACACCCAGAAUCUUGCCUGCAGACGUGAUUUUGAGCUCUCUGUUGGUGCAAGAAACAAGACGGUGUUCCUCAAAGGCACAUUACCAGAACCUCCGAUUGAAGAUCCCCUUCACCACCAUUGGUUCCGCUGCAAUCAAAUGGUGAUGUCUUGGAUACUUCAUUCCGUUACUCCUAAAAUCAAGAGCAGUAUAAUGUUUCUUGACACUUCAGCUGCAAUGUGGACUGAACUUCAUGCCUGUUUCGAUCAAGGUAAUGGCCCUAGAACUUUUGAACUAAGAGAAACUCUCAUCACUCUUCGACAAGGUGAUGACUCUGUUAGUUCUAAUUUUACAAAAUUAAAGUGUAUGUGGAAUGAAAUUCAGGAAUUAAGACCUAGGAUCCCUUGUACUUGUGCUGCCUCAAUUGAUAACCUAGCUUUCUUGAAUCAAGAACAGGUCCUUCAAUUUCUUACAGGGUUAAAUGAAUCCUUCUUCCCCGUUUGUGCACAAAUACUCCUUAUUGAUCCUUUUCCUUCUUUUUCCAAAGUCUUCUCCAUGGUUAUCCAUGAAGAACGACAAAGAAAGCUUAAAAAUCCUAAUUUUCCUUUUCUUGUAUCUGUCCAAGAAUCCACUCAAACCCCUGCAACUAUUGCCCAAAACCCUUUUGCCUCAGCAGCUUCUACUAAUCCUCGUCCCAACAAAAAGAUGAGACCUUACUGUUCUAAUUGUCACAAACCAGGACACUUAUAA
This is a messenger RNA of Cannabis sativa, 840 nucleotides long. RefSeq lists its product as uncharacterized. The record is from RefSeq and is a predicted model, not a curated record. NCBI's taxonomy places the organism in Eukaryota, Viridiplantae, Streptophyta, Magnoliopsida, Rosales, Cannabaceae. Bases 1 to 840 code for a protein of 279 amino acids. The transcript has 3 exons.